This is a messenger RNA of Ostrinia furnacalis (Asian corn borer), 556 nucleotides long. Its product is annotated as lysyl oxidase homolog 1-like. The transcript is spliced from 4 exons. The record is from RefSeq and is a predicted model, not a curated record. Bases 47 to 556 code for a protein of 169 amino acids. Lineage: Eukaryota; Metazoa; Arthropoda; Insecta; Lepidoptera; Crambidae.
UGUUGUAAUUUGGUUCGGUUUGGCCCAACAGUUGUAUGGAGCCGCGAUGGGCGGCGGCGCAGGCGUAGCCGGGGUGGCGGGGGGCGCGGGGCAACACGCCCCCAUCCCCACACAGCCGCAGAGGAACUUCAGGAAAGUGGGCGUGGGAUCAGGCGUGCAGGUGGCGGCGGCGACGGGGCAGCCGCUGCUGGCGCCGGCGCCCAUGCAGCCCUUCAUGCCGUACUCGCACCCGCACUCGGCGCCGCACCCGCAGCCGCUGCAGUACCAGCACAUGGUGCGGAUGUACCACGGCGGCGGCGUAGGCGUGGGCGGUUCCGGCGUGGGCGGCGGCGAAGUAGGCGUGGGCUACGCCCCGCCCCCGGUGCGGAUGUACCACGGCGGCGGCGUCGGCGUGGGCGGCGGCGAAGUGGGCGUGGCCGGCGUGGGCUACGCCCCGCCCCCGGCGCCGUCGCCGUCGCCCACGCCGGAGCAAAUGCGAAUUGUCAUUGUGAGAAAUAGACAUUUGAGAAGUUGUCAUUCCGAGCUGAAACGAUUUUAUCUGUUACGAACUAUUUGA